AUACUCGGCGCUUUUGUCGUGUCCCUCCGUCCAGAGUCCCCCUCCUUAGCAAACACAGGACGGUUAGCACCGGGUGUCAGGCAUCAUGUUUCGAGCCGUUUACCGACUAUCGUCUGCGGGAGCUCGGACUCUGGUUCGGACGCGCCCCCGUUACGCGGCUCCAGUGGCUUCCAGAUGUUAUUCCCAUGGCAAAGUAGAGACGGAUGAGGAGUUUGAUGCUCGCUGGGUGACCUAUUUCAGUAAGCCUGACAUUGAUGGCUGGGAGCUGAGGAAAGGCAUGAACACCUUGAUUGGAUACGACCUGGUACCUGAACCAAAGGUUCUGGAUUCGGCGCUGAGGGCCUGCCGGAGGCUGAACGAUCUGGCCAGCGCCAUCCGCAUCCUUGAGGCUGUAAAGGAUAAAGCCGGUCCUCACAAGGACAUCUAUCCCUACCUCAUUCAGGAAUUACAACCCACUCUGGCAGAACUUGGCAUCUCAACACCUGAAGAACUUGGAAUUGACAAGUUAUAAACCAUCAAGGAUCAAGAAAGGGGUUUCCAUCAUUCUCCCCAUUCUGUCAGUCUGUCUAUAUUGUUAAUUAAACACUUGCAAUCUUGUUGUGUACAAAGUGGUGAAAAUAAUAAAGAAAACAAUAUUUAAAAA
Molecule: messenger RNA, 643 nt
Organism: Oryzias latipes (Japanese medaka)
Lineage: Eukaryota; Metazoa; Chordata; Actinopteri; Beloniformes; Adrianichthyidae
Product: cytochrome c oxidase subunit 5A, mitochondrial
Biological process (GO): mitochondrial electron transport, cytochrome c to oxygen
Cellular component (GO): respiratory chain complex IV; mitochondrial inner membrane
Source: RefSeq, a predicted model, not a curated record